UUGGCUGGCCUACCACCUGAGAGUACGUACGCGCUUCCGCAGGCCACGCGACAUUUGACUCAAAAUCGCGUUUAUAUCAACUUAGGCAGUGCAAAUAUGGCCACCGUGCUAGAGGAUGAAAUAAUUCCUGAAAUGAAGAUUCCACUCACCUUCAAAUGGUCCGGACGCGAGUACAAGGUAGAUCUCCUUGGAUCAGAUAGAGUGUAUGACCUCAAGACUUCGCUGAUGAGUUUGACGAAGGUUCCACCAGAGAGGCAGAAAAUUUUAGGUUUAGUAAAAGGAAAACUACCCCCAGAUCAAGAGAGAAUCGCAGAUCUACGAAUUGCAGGAAAAUCAUUUACACUUAUAGGGACCCCUGAAGGUGACGAGAUCAAAGACCCUUCAAAGUUGGAAUUCCUUCCUGACGUUGUCAAUGAUCUUGAUGUAGACUUCACUGACAACCCUGCUGCCGCUGCGACAUAUAAAAAUGACCAGCGAAACAUUCGCAAAGUCAAAGAGGCAACCGAGAAACUUCAGAUUAAUAUCAUUCAUCCUUUGCGAGAUGGAAAGCGUUUACUUGUGCUGGACAUUGAUUACACUAUUUUGGACACCAAACCACUAACGUCUGGCUCAUUGCCUCCUGCGGAAUGUGCGAGGCCUGGCCUGCAUGAAUUUCUAGAGGCCAUAUACCCUUACUAUGACAUCUGCAUCUGGUCUCAAACUAGCUGGAUAUGGCUUGAGGCGAAGCUCGUAGAACUUGGCAUGGUUGGAUCUACCAGGAAUUAUCAGGUUUUAUUUGUCCUCGACAAAACUUGCAUGUUUACUGUCUUUACAGAACGAAACGGCCAACCAUAUGCACACCAUGUCAAGGCACUGCAAAUUAUUUGGAAUCACUUUCCCCAGUUUUCGGCGAAGAACACUAUUCACGUGGAUGACCUGAGUCGGAAUUUUGCCUUGAAUCCAAACGAAGGACUAAAAAUCCAUGCCUUCAAGAAUGCUCAUUCAGAGCAGGCUCAAGCUGACCGGGAGCUUCAUAAAUUAUCCCGGUACAUGGUACAUAUCGUCACUAUAGAAGAUUUCCGGACGUUGCGCCAUAAGGCCUGGAAGCAUGAGCUGAGGCGACUCACGCAAUCGUAAUGAAGACACACUCCGUCUUACGGUGCUCAUUCAUACCAUGGUACUUUGAUUGGUUAGGCCUACAUAGUAGGGACAAUUGUUGUGUUAGUGUACAUGAUCUUUGUAACAUAGCUAUUUUGUAACAAAACUGUGCUAUAUAUGUACAACUUUUCGUAGUAUCAUACUUCCGUAAUAACAAAUUCUUCACCAGCC
This is a messenger RNA of Suillus discolor, 1308 nucleotides long. RefSeq names its product HAD subfamily IIID h. Gene Ontology annotation, molecular function: phosphoprotein phosphatase activity; protein binding. The transcript is spliced from 11 exons. Gene Ontology annotation, cellular component: nucleus. The record is from RefSeq and is a predicted model, not a curated record. Lineage: Eukaryota; Fungi; Basidiomycota; Agaricomycetes; Boletales; Suillaceae. Bases 97 to 1116 code for a protein of 339 amino acids.